This is a messenger RNA of Cajanus cajan (pigeon pea), 1920 nucleotides long. Its product is annotated as protein IQ-domain 26. Lineage: Eukaryota; Viridiplantae; Streptophyta; Magnoliopsida; Fabales; Fabaceae. The record is from RefSeq and is a predicted model, not a curated record. Gene Ontology annotation, molecular function: protein binding.
AGAGAAAGAGUUGCAGAGAACAGCGUAGAUAGGUGUUGGGUGCGGAAAAGAACAACAUUAAUUGAACUAAAAAGCUACCUUUUACUGGCUGAGCUACAUGCAGGAGGAGGAUGCAUUAUUAUUAUUAUUCUGUUUCUUCACUGAAAGCUAAAGAGGGAGCUGAGAAAAUAGAAUGAAUGAUGCUGCUUCAUUCGCUGGCUAGGAGUUAAACUAAAGAGCAAAGGAGGGUAAAACAGUUGCAGAGUGCAGAGGAAGUUGAUCUGUGGUAUAAAUUAGGUGAAUGCCUUCACGAGACGCGAGUGUACGUGUCAGAUAUUUUGGGACAAUGAGGUUUUACCUAGCCGUUCUCAUUUGCACUACUCAAAAACCUCAUUAGCAUUUCCCUUUAUCAGUAAUGGGGAGAGCCAUCAGGUGGUUGAAGGGGUUGUUUGGGAUAAAGACAGAGAGAGAGCGCAGAGAGAAUUCAAAUUCUGGCACCAAAUUGUGUCACUCAGACAGAGAAUCCAGAGGUUUAUGUCAUAAUCCAACCACCAUUCCACCCAAUAUUUCACCGGCGGAGGCUGCUUGGCUACAAUCCUUUUACUCACAAACUGAGAAGGAGCAGAACAAGCAUGCCAUCGCAGUUGCUGCAGCGACAGCAGCAGCUGCAGAUGCUGCUGUCGCUGCAGCUCAAGCAGCCGUUGCAGUGGUUAGACUUACUAGCCACGGCAACAACAGGGAAACCGUGUUUGGUGGUGGACAAGAAAGGUUGGCUGUUGUUAAGAUUCAAACUGUGUUUAGAGGAUACUUGGCAAGGAAGGCAUUGAGAGCCUUGAAAGGAUUGGUGAAGUUACAAGCACUUGUGAGAGGGUACUUAGUGAGGAAGCAAGCAGCAGCAACCCUGCAUAGUAUGCAGGCUCUAAUUAGAGCUCAAGCAACAGUGAGGUCUAAGAAAUCUCGAGGACUCACUACAAAGAAUGAAGCACAUAGGUUUCAAACACAAGCACGAAGAUCCAUGGAGAGAUUUGAUGACAUAAAGAGUGAGUACAUAGGUCCCAUCCACAGCAGAAGGAUAUCAUCUUCCUUUGAUGCCACAAUGAACAAUAGUGUUGAUGGAAGCCCCAAAAUAGUAGAAGUGGACACAGGGAGGCCAAAGUCAAGGUCUCGCAGGAGCAACACCUCAAUGUCAGAUUUUGGCGAUGACCCUUCAUUUCAUGCACUUCCUUCUCCUCUCACAUUCACUCAUUUGUCCAUACCAGACAGAAGGAAUUUGCAUGACUCGGAGUGGGGCCUAACGGGAGAAGAAUGCAGGUUCUCCACGGCACAAAGCACUCCACGCUUCACAAACUCUUGCAGUUGUGGAUCCCUUGUUGUUGCACCUAUGACACCAAAAAGUGUUUGCACAGAAAACUUCUUCUAUGGACAGUACCACAAUUUUCCAAACUACAUGGCCAGCACUCAGUCUUUCAAGGCCAAGUUGAGGUCUCAUAGUGCUCCAAAGCAACGCCCUGAUCCGGGUCCCAGGAAGAGGCUUUCCCUCAAUGAGAUGAUGGAGUCUAGGAGUAGUUUGAGUGGUGCUAGAAUGCAGAGGUCUUGCUCACAGAUUCAGGAAGCUAUUAAUUUCAAGAAUGCUGUGAUGAGUAAGCUUCAGAAGUCCACGGAAUUUGGUGUUGCAACAAGAAGAAGUAGUGAUUGGUGAAACUUAUGAGAGAUUUUGCUUUCUUCUGCUUUUUUCACAAUGUUAGCAAUAGUCCUGUUCUGUCCCAUGAUUGGAAAUUUGAAAACAUGUAGCGGGUAGGAAACAGGGGGUCAAGACAAAAUAGAAGAACAAUGAGAAGGUCCCCAUUGUAACUUGGAAAAAAUUUGGUCUCGGGAUUAGCUUCAUAUAUUGUCAUUAUAAUCAAAUGCAAUAGCAAUUAGUUUUCAUCUUUCCUUUCUAAA